This is a messenger RNA of Folsomia candida, 3959 nucleotides long. RefSeq names its product endothelin-converting enzyme homolog. Gene Ontology annotation, biological process: protein processing. Lineage: Eukaryota; Metazoa; Arthropoda; Collembola; Entomobryomorpha; Isotomidae. The record is from RefSeq and is a predicted model, not a curated record. Gene Ontology annotation, molecular function: metalloendopeptidase activity. The coding region runs from base 1 to 2514 and encodes 837 amino acids. The transcript is spliced from 16 exons. Gene Ontology annotation, cellular component: plasma membrane.
AUGGGCAGCAGCAGUGUUGAGAGUGGGCAAGUGAGCUACAUAUUUCCGUCGUCGGAAAGUCAUCCAGCCUCUGCUCACUCUUGGCUCUUCCGGUGGACCAAGUGGACCAAGACCUGCUCGGAGAAUGGGCAUCAGUCUGGCAAAUUGUGGCGAUAUUUCGCCCUCGCCGCCUCCCUGGUCGUGGUCGCUAUUUGCUCACUAGUCUGGGUGCAUGGGCGUCUCGCUGGUUGGGACGAGGGGGUUCAGCGAUGGGACAGUGGUCGGAUGGGGCGGCUGCAGACGGUGCUCUUGGCACAGGCGAGGGAGCUCAUGGUCACAACGAACCGCUCGAUACACGACCCCCUGGCGAGACAAAUGAUGAGGAACCUGUCACGUGAGGACGAGAAAACCUGCUACUCUCCUAAUUGUCUGCACACAGGAAUUUCACUGCUGGAAUCAAUGAACUUCAAAAUCGAUCCGUGCCAAAAUUUUUACGAUUUUGCAUGCGGCAGUUGGACUCAUUCGUCCCCAGGCGAGCACAACGUUCCGCUCGUGGUCAACUCUGACCAGUUUAGCAAAAUCAAUGAAAAAGUUAUACGCGCAACACAAAAUAUUUUGGAGGACCCCGCACCUGAGACUGAAAUUGGAACGUUUCCUCUGGCCCAGAAAUUUUAUUUCCAGUGCAAAGAUUUGAAUCAAUUGGAAAAGGAUGGAUUGGAUGCGUUGUGGGCGUUGAUGGAAAAAUAUGGGGGGUGGCCCAUCCUAGGCUCACAGUUUCAGUUUUCAGCCCCUUCCGACUGGUUAGCAUUGGUGGCAGAUCUCCAACGCAUGUCCUGUUCGUCAAUCUUGUCUUUGGAAGUCAAGCAACAUCCGGUCCACUCCCUUCAGAACGUGAUCUAUCUAAUUCAUCCCAAAUUCUUCAUCGCGCGGGAAUAUCUCCUGAAUCCGACCAAAUAUCCGAAAAUAUUCACGGCGUACAAAACCUUCAUUGUCGCACUGGCCGCAGAGUUUGUCAAAUUCGGAGAUGGAGCUCUGGACUGGGAGCAGCUGCACGCGGAUGCCGAAAACAUGAUCGAAUUUGAGUCGGCUUUGGCGAAAUUGGCGACGGAUGAGGUGGAGUCGACCCGUCCGGUGCGGAAGGCGCAGUAUUCGAUCCACAAGUUGCAAAGAGAGACUGACUUGCUCACACCGAAAUCUGCCGCAUAUCCGAACCAGCUCAACUGGAAAAAGUAUUUGGGUCACGUUUUUGUGAGCAGUGGGAUGAAUUUUACGGACGAGGAGCGGAUUGUGGUGCAGGACGUGUCCUACAUCCGUGGCCUGAGCCCCCUUCUCGCCAACACGCCCACCACGACGUUGACCAAUUAUCUCAUGUGGAGACUCCUCGUCACCUUCACGUCCGGCACGACGCACAAACUGAGAAAGCUGAACUUUAACUUUUACAACAUGGUGUACGGAAUGAAACGCAUUCCUCCGAGAGCUUCAACAUGUGCAACCGUGGUCAAAGACACCUUCGCGUUGGCCAUUGGGAUGAAGAUUGUUCGUGGUUUAACGGAUAUUUCCUCAAAAAAAGAGGUGGAAGAAAUGGUGGACAAUGUUCGCAUAGCGAUGGAACGACUGUUGAACAACAAGCAGUUGGGACCUGUAAUAUUUCCGUUGGGAAUUAGUCGCAAAUUGAGCACGUUGAAGCAUUGCAUCGGCUACCCAUCCUCAUUCCAUAACGUUACUGCGAUCGAUCAGUUUUACGAGUCCCUCCGGUUUAACAACGAGAGUGAAAUAUACCUCAAGAAAUAUGUUCGCUUAAGAUUUUGGCUGUACGACAAAACUCUCACGACUCUCAGGGAACCAUUUGACUCGGACUGUUGGAGUGGAACGUCUUGGGCAAACAUUGGCGAGGCGUACGCCUACUAUGACACGGCUCGCAAUUCCAUCAAUUUUCCAAUUGGUCUUCUUCAAGCUCCUUUCUACCGACAUAAUGUUCCCAUACCUGUAAACUACGGUGCUAUCGGUGCCAUUAUUGGACACGAGAUUUCUCACAGCGUCAAUAUUGAAGGCUGGAUAAAAGUUGGUUUGGUGCAAAAGCUUGAGGAGUACUGGGAGUGCCUGGAGCACCACUAUUCGACCUACCACGUGCCCUCCUUGGGGCCAGACUCCCGCGUCAACGGACUUCGCACGCGGUCAGAGAACUUGGCGGACCAUCUCGGCCUCGCCGCAUCGUACUGGGCCUUCCGCAAACUCAGCUCCCAAAACAACCACGAAUUCAAAUCCCUCGUCGGACUCGAUAUCUUCUCCCACGACCAAAUGUUCUUUCUAAGCUUUGCUCACAUGUGGUGUGUCAACGGCCCAGAUGAAUGGUUGGCAGAUGAGCUCGAAUCUUCUUCCCACACGCCUGGAAUUUAUCGCGUACUGGGAUCACUACAAAAUUCGGAUGACUUUGCGAAAUCCUGGUCUUGUCCGGUCGGCUCAGGAAUGAAUCCCGUCGACAAAUGCAACAGUCUAAUUACGUCGUCAUCAGAACAGGGAAAGAACUCAAAGUGACUGAGUGAACGAACCAACAAAUGACCGACACCGACAAAUGCACAACAUUCAUAGAGAAAAAAAACACGUAUUAUAUUGAGCGUACUAAAAACGAGAAAAGAGAGAUUUAUUUCCAGUCUUCUUCUACAAAUACUGAAGUUUUUAAAGAGAAACGAGAAAAUCCACACCAAAAUUGUUAAUAACAUUGAAAACAUGCCAAUAAUUAUUGCCAUUUGAGUGGGCUCUAAAUAACCCAAGUAUGAAUUUCUCAUCGUCAGUCAGAGUGUGCAGAGGGGGUUAAAAAGUGUCAAGAACUUAUUGUGAUGCUGGUUGGUGCUGCUCUUUUUCGUGUAUAUUUAUUAUUAUCAAACGAUGUGAUACUCAUUCUUGGGACGUCGACGACGUCGACGGACGUUGACUCUCAAGCAAUUUUUUCUUCUUCGUGAUGUCGUCAUUGGGAAGAAAGGAGGAGGAGAUUAAUAUUUAUGGACGGAGAGUUGAGGACGCGUUUACUUAUGGGUUUUCGAAAUCGUGGAGCGAAAUGACAUUCUUGUGGCCAAACUCGUUGCUUUCUUUCCGACUUUGUUUGACGAGAUAGUGGAGCAUCACCUUUUCGAAGCUGUCCCAGUCGAGGCCCUCUGCGAGAUACGUUACAUUCAAAUACAAAUACUUGUUUCAUUUUUAGCUCCAUAGUUUAUCUUUACCCACGGACACAUACACAAGCCAUGACUAACCAACCAACUAACUAAGAGGGGAGAGAAGGAGACGGUCUUUUUAGUGGGACGGAAAUAGAACCACUCUCGCUCUCUUCUCAAUCUCAUUCCUUCGAGCUAUUCUUGUUCUUCCAGAAUCACAUUUAAAUAGAAAAAAUCAAUCCCGUAUCAAAUAAUGCCUUCAAAGAAAAAUAACAAAGCACGACAAAAACUUGUUGAAUUCUUGUGUAAUAGUAAUUUAAGUAUUGAUUGAGACGGACACAAAAUAGGCAGUCUCAACUUUCCCUGCUGAUAAAUAUGUACUUAGACCUAACAGAAUAUAAUUGCAAUAAUCCUGACCUAUUUGCUCCAUCUGAAUAAUUCACGUAGUAAAAUAGGCAAGUUACCUGCGACCGCGUGGCCAAUGUCGGCCACAUGCACGCCAAACUGAUCUGGAGUGACCUCGAUGUCCGAGUUGAACUCCUUCAAGAGAUUGGGAACCACUUCUCGCGCGACGACGCCAGACCUCGCGUGGGCCGCAAACAUCUUCUCCAGCACUGCGUUAAAUUUACGUACAUGUACCCGUUCAAAUUAUGCCAAAAAAUCCUUAUACAAAUUAUUGCUAGACUUAUACAACCAAUAACUUUUCUCUAUUGUUGUUCAUCCAAUCUUAUUACUCUGUAUACGGCUAAAGAAAUUUGUAAACUUACGAGAGUGUGAUUCCUGACGCACUUUGUACUCCUAAAAUAAAUUUGGAUCGGAUUUUUGCUUUAA